AUGUCUGCAAGAAGCCAGACCACAACCACCCUUCCCGAGACCCGGCAGUUCCCUGGAAACUGCACACUGGAGAUGGCCCUGAACACCAUUGUGCACGUCUACCACCGUUACAGCAUCCGGGAGGGCCAGCAUGACGUCCUCAGCUUCAACGACUUCAAGACGCUGCUGACUGAGCAGGCACCAACCUUCCUGCAAGCUUGUGGCAGGAACCAUUGCGACUACCUGAGCAAUCUCUUCAGAGAAACAGACUUAAAUCAGGACAAAGAGCUGACUUUCGAGGAGUUCACCAUCGUCUUGGCCAAGCUGACCGAUGAUGCCCAUCGCAUCAGCCACGGGGAUGACCGCUGUACACCAGACAAGGAUUGA
Molecule: messenger RNA, 366 nt
Organism: Aptenodytes forsteri (emperor penguin)
Lineage: Eukaryota; Metazoa; Chordata; Aves; Sphenisciformes; Spheniscidae
Product: protein S100-A8-like
Exons: 2
Coding region: 1-366 (121 amino acids)
Molecular function (GO): calcium ion binding
Source: RefSeq, a predicted model, not a curated record